AUGAGACUAUUGAGAGGCCCUAAACAUAGAAGAAAUUCAACCAACAAGAACCCAAAGAAGUUGAAAACAGUUAAGCAUUUAGAUGAGAAUCCAACCAUUUUCUCAUCAAAUGUACAACCCUACAGUCUUAGCUCCCCAUUCUCUUUGCCCCCUUAUGAAUCUCUGGCUCCAAUCCCAUUGCCAGAAAACAGCCCUCCAUUUUGUGUGUUCCCACCACCAGGUACUCCUUCCACCACCAUGCCUACCCCCACAGGCCUUCAACCCACAACACCAUCACCACCUUACUAUUACACCUCACCAGUUCUCCCAAUCCAAAACCCUCCUCCAAAUCCCCUAAUCAUAACACCAGGCCCACCAGAUUCUUUCCCCACACCAACCCCAGAAAUUGUUCCAGGCCCACCCACCAUAACGCCGGGCUCACCCGAGCCCGUGCUCAAUCCUCCUAUCAUUAUCCCAAGCCCACCUGACUUUGAGCCCAGCCCCUACUUUGAGCCCAGCCCACCUUUCAUAAUCCCAUCCCCCUCUGGUGGGAUUACCCCAGGCCCACCAACGAUAAUCCCCUCCCCCUCAGGAGGCACUGUCCCUAGCCCAAGUGUGUUUCAGCCACCUGUUGUGUACCCUCCACCAAGUGUGCCACCACCACCCAACUAUGCCCCAAGGACCACCCUGUGGUGUGUGGCAAAGCCCUCCGUCCCAGACCCAAUCAUCCAAGAGGCCAUGAACUAUGCUUGUUGGUCAGGAGCAGAUUGCACCUCAAUUCAGCCCAAUGGGCCCUGCUAUGAGCCCAACACUGUGUAUGCACAUGCUUCAUAUGCUUUCAAUAGUUACUGGCAAAGGACUAAAGGUGCUGGAGGAAAUUGCGAGUUUGGAGGCACAGCCAUCCUAGUUGCAGUUGACCCUAGUGAGUACCAAAAUCAUAAGACAAUUUGGUUUCAUUAA
Messenger RNA from Sphenostylis stenocarpa, 939 nucleotides. The record is from the annotation of a GenBank genome assembly. NCBI's taxonomy places the organism in Eukaryota, Viridiplantae, Streptophyta, Magnoliopsida, Fabales, Fabaceae.